Molecule: messenger RNA, 468 nt
Organism: Suillus discolor
Lineage: Eukaryota; Fungi; Basidiomycota; Agaricomycetes; Boletales; Suillaceae
Exons: 9
Coding region: 1-468 (155 amino acids)
Source: RefSeq, a predicted model, not a curated record
AUGCACCAGUGCCAACUGGUGCUGUGCUGCUGGUCAUGGGGCUGGUCCGCCUUCGCAAAUCUGUCAGUGGGAGACGAGGAAAGCUCUGCCGCAAAGGAGCAAAAUACUGCAAACGUGACAUGUGACGACUCAGCCACAGCACUGCCUUCCUCCUUAGGCUUGAUUGCCAAUCGUGCUCCACCUGGACCUCGACCACCAACAAUCGGGACAAUCAGCACAAUUGGCGUCCAAGACUCAUUCAGGAUUCAACAGGCCAGACAAAAAUCAGGCAGUGCUGUUGGCACACAGGAGAGGCUCAUGGUUCAUCUGAACGAUCAACAAGUUUCCAUGCUGUCCCUCUGUGGCCCUCUCUUGUUUAUUCAUUGGGAUCGGCAUGCUGCAUGCAUAAAUGGGACUGCACCAAUAGAGGGAAUCAAGGACAUCACAAGUAAAUGCCAUGCAGGCCUGCGAGGAUUGGAGGCCUGCUAA